Molecule: messenger RNA, 939 nt
Organism: Camponotus floridanus (Florida carpenter ant)
Lineage: Eukaryota; Metazoa; Arthropoda; Insecta; Hymenoptera; Formicidae
Product: SNAPIN protein homolog
Exons: 2
Coding region: 190-861 (223 amino acids)
Biological process (GO): synaptic vesicle exocytosis; regulation of synaptic vesicle exocytosis; lysosome localization
Cellular component (GO): BLOC-1 complex; BORC complex; synaptic vesicle
Molecular function (GO): nucleic acid binding; protein methyltransferase activity; S-adenosylmethionine-dependent methyltransferase activity
Source: RefSeq, a predicted model, not a curated record
UGUUAGCAAUAUCUUACAAACCACUCAAGAGCGAUUAAACAAAAUUCAUCAAGCUAUCGAAAAGAGCACUGCUAAGAGGAAAACACUCUUAGAUAAUAGUUCUGCGUAUAGUAGUACUAUUGUUGAGUCGGAUAAGGAAGAGCCAGCCAAAGUGGAAGCUGAGAAACAACAAUAAUUUUAAAUUAAAUUAUGGAAACUCCAGUAGUUAAGUUAUCAGAUGAAGAACUCAAGACAGUUUAUAAUCCUUCUGAGGAUUCGUAUCUUUUAAUAGAUGCUUUGGAAGAAGAUUUACAAAACAUUCUGUAUGCGACGAAACCUGCGAUUUGUUUAGAAAUAGGUAGUGGUUCUGGUAUAGUCAUCACAGCUCUAGCAAUGGCAUUGAAACCAUUUCAUAAUGCUCAUUUUAUUGCAAUUGAUAUAAAUCCUGAUGCAUGUAGGGCCACGAAAAGAACUAGUCUAAUUAAUUCUGUUGAUGUAGAUGUUCUCCACAUGAAUUUGUUAGAUUGUAUACAGGUUAAAAAUACAUAUGAUGUUAUUUUAUUUAAUCCACCAUACGUAGUUACAGAAUAUGAGGAAGUGCUAGAAAAUAGACUUAUAUUUAAGACUUGGGCAGGUGGAAAAAAUGGCAGACAAGUUAUGGAACAGAUAUUUACUCUGAUUCCCAAAAUCUUAUCAAAUGGAGGCUUGUUUUAUUUGGUUGUUAUUAAAGAAAAUGAUCCUGAAUAUAUUCUGAGUGUUUUUUACAAAUUAGGUAUGUCUGGUAGAAUCAUUCGUGAGAGGAAAGUAAGAGGGGAGUACUUAUUUGUUUUACGUUUUGUAAAGUUAGGUCCAAUGAAAGAUGAUAAGUUAAUAUUAUAUUAGAAAUAUGACAUCCAUAGAUGUUAGGAAUAUCUUUUAUACUUUUAAUAUUGUACAAGGAAUUGGAUAUUAUUUCAUUGA